Molecule: messenger RNA, 838 nt
Organism: Bactrocera tryoni
Lineage: Eukaryota; Metazoa; Arthropoda; Insecta; Diptera; Tephritidae
Product: serine protease easter-like
Exons: 2
Coding region: 1-768 (255 amino acids)
Biological process (GO): proteolysis
Molecular function (GO): serine-type endopeptidase activity
Source: RefSeq, a predicted model, not a curated record
AUGCUUGUAUAUGAAAAUAAAGAUAACAUCAAGGGCUCAUAUUGUAGCGGCUCGCUUAUUAAUAAAUAUUUCGUAUUAACCGCAGCAAAUUGUGUAGAUGACAAUCUGAACCGCAAAAUGGGUUGGUUUUUCCUCGAAGUUCUUCUAGGCGAAUGGGAUAUAACUAUGAGUGAGGAUUGUGAACGUGCCGGUAAACGUGAGGCUUUUUGUGCACCGCCACCCAUCACUAGGAAAUUGGCAAACAAAAUCAUUCAUCCAGAUUUUGAUAUACAACAACAAUCCCAUAAUAUUGCUCUCUUACAGCUUAUGCAUAGAGUUGAGUAUACAGAUUUUGUUAGUCCCAUAUGCUUGCCAGUGACACCGCAUCAGGACUUAUUAGGUUACGCUAAUGUUAGUGCAGAAGUUACCGGUUGGGGCAAAACCAAUUUAGCUCCAAGUAGUCCAGUUAAAAUGAAGGCAACUGUACAAAUACGCAAUCUCGUUGAGUGUGUGGUGCGAAUGAAAAAUUUGGGUGUGGAUUAUGGCAUUAUAUAUUCAUCGAAUCGGCAAUCGUGCGCAAUGGGCGAGGAUACAAAUGCCUGUAAAGGUGAUACCGGUGGACCGUUGAUGAUUCGUGAUAUACAAAAUAAUAUAGAAUCUUAUUAUUUGAUUGGCAUAACGUCGUUUGGUUUCGAUACGAAGACAUGCACGGUGAAGGGCUUUCCGAGUAUUUUCACACGCGUUGCACCAUAUAUACUAUGGAUUAAAGAAACUAUUUCGAGUUCUUAAGGCAUAUGGUCACUAUAGCGAAUAUAAAAUCAUGUGCAGAUACAUUAAUUUUUUACUUGUGUAAUCAUUU